AGAAAGAGAAAAAGAAAACGAAAUUUCCGGAAAGGAAAGUGCCGAGAAAGUUAAAAAACACAAAAUUGAAGAACAAAGAACAAGAAGUCGCACUUUCUCUGAGUCUUGGGUUUUCUCGGAAAAUAUAUAUCUCCGACUAUUUUUCUCGGAAAACUAACAAGUUUUAUACGCCUCUCUUGUUGUUUCCUUCUAUUAAUUCUUACCUAUCCUCUAUACAAGCAAGGUCUCUGUUACUUUUCUGUUCCUAAUAAGGGCAAUUGAUUGCGAGGAAUUUAGGUAGAGAGAAAGAGAGAGAAAAAAUGAUGCUAUCGUCUUCCUCUUCUUCUUCAGCUAAUGUUCGAGUCCUGAAGGCGACGAGCGAUCUUCUAAAUGGACCUGAUUGGACUAUGAACAUCGAUAUUUGUGAUUCCAUCAAUUCCAAUCAUUGGACUGCAAAAGAUGUUAUUAAAGCUGUGAAGAAAAGGUUGCAGCAUAAGAAUCCUAGAGUUCAAUUACUUGCCUUGACGCUUCUGGAGACAAUGGUGAAGAACUGUGGUGAUUCUGUGCAUUUACAAAUUGCUGAGAGGAAUAUACUACAGGAGAUGAUCAAAAUUGUAAAGAAAAGGGCCGAUAUGCAUGUAAGGGAUAAAAUCUUGGUACUGCUAGACUCUUGGCAAGAAGCAUUUGGUGGGCCAGGAGGAAAAUAUCCUCAGUAUUACUGGGCAUAUGAGGAACUGAGGCGAUCUGGAGAAGUAUUUCCCCAGCGUUCAUCAGAUACACCUCCAAUAUUUACACCACCUGUUACCCAUCCAACUCUAGGAGCUGCUCAAGCAGGUUAUGGAAUGCCUAGCAAUUCUUCAACAAGGCUUGAUGAAGCCAUGGCAGCUGAUAUGGAAAAUUUAAGUUUAUCAAGCAUAGAUUCUAUGAGGAAUGUUCUGGAUCUCUUAAUCGACAUGCUGCAAGCUGUGAAUCCAAGUGACCGUGAGGCUGUUAAAGAUGAAGUAAUAGUUGAUCUUGUUGAACGGUGUCGUGCCAACCAAAAGAAGCUGAUGCAGAUGUUGACUCUAACUAGGGAUGAAGAACUUCUAGCUCAGGGUCUUGAGUUAAAUGAUAGCCUGCAAAGUGUGCUGGCGAAACAUGAUGCUAUAGCUUCUGGUUCCCCCAUGCCAACUCAAGGGACAAAUAUCAACCCCCAAUUGACUCAAGUGCGAGACUCCAGCCUCAAAGCAACAGAAGGUAGAGAAUCCAGCCCAAUAAACUCUAACCCCUCUGCACCAGUUGUUGCUUUGACAAGGGGUAUGCUUGAAGAAGAAGAAGAAGAAGAGGAAGAUGACUUCGCACAGCUAGCACGAAGGCAUUCCAAAACUCAGUCCAUUACCUCGCAAAGCUCAUCUACCGGAACCAGUGAAGGUACCUCAGUGAACACUAGCUUCAGUACAACUUCAUCCACUCCAGCAGCAUCAGUCCCCAUUCCGAGCAAUGCAUUAGCUUUGCCUGAUCCACCUGCACCAGUUAGGACCACUAAAGAGCAAGAUAUGAUAGACCUUUUGAGCAUCACCUUGUCAACAACCACCACCUCUCCUAACACCCCUCACACUCCUGCAGGAUCCACACAGAACGUUCACCAGGCAUCCCCAACCGCACCAGGUUAUCCCUAUGCCUCUCCUACUUACCAUGGAAGCCAGGGGCAGAUACCCCAACCACAACCACAACUCCAACCCCCAACUUAUCGUGGAAGCCAGGGGCAGAUACCCCUUAAUAGUUAUGUUGUUCCAUGGGCUCAGGCUCAGCCCCAGGCUCAGCCCCAGACUCAGCCCCAACUACAGCCCCAGCACCAGCGCCAACCACAGCUCCAACAUCAACCUCAAUAUCCCCAGCAGCAACAACAGCUCCAACAUCAACCUCAAUUUCCCCAGCAGCAACAACAGCUCCAACAUCAACCUCAAUAUCCCCAGUACUCAUCUGCUUACCCUCCUCCACCGUGGGCACCAACACCAGGUUAUUUCAACAGCCAAAAUCAUUUGUCUUCGAAUUCUCACGCAUUCUUGACUCCACAAGCCAACACUACAUCUUAUACACCCAUGCAAGGGGGCAGACCCUUGCAGCACUUGAACUCAUUCCCUGCAAGAGGCAGCGGCAAUAUGUCAGCUAUGAAUGGAGAGGUACAGGUGAGCUCCAGCCCUAGGACCACUGCUCCUACAGCAGGACAGAAGCCCUUUAUUCCUUCAUACAGAUUAUUUGAAGAUCUUAAUGUUCUUGGCAAUUCUGAUGGAAGAUUUAAGAUGACGAGCAAAGCGUCUCCACCCAUAUCAGGAACAUCCAGCCAGAGUAUGGUCGGUGGAGGGAAGUAAGAUCCUUCACGUGUAUGAUACUCUCAUAAAUUGAAUUCCGACAGGAUUGAUGAUACAUGUCAAUAUGAUGUAUAUGAGUGUCUUCCCAUCUCUCUACAUAUUUAGUCUUUUAGAUUGUUAUAGUGGUAGCCUUGCUUCACAGCACCACUCUCUGCAGUGUGUAUCAGCGCUUGCACUAUGAAUAUAUCUGGUCUUCUAAUUGAUGAUGAUAUGUGCCGCUGCAACUCAACCACAUUCUGGAAAUCAAUUUUGUUUGCUUUA
Cornus florida is the source of this 2591-nucleotide messenger RNA. RefSeq names its product TOM1-like protein 6. NCBI's taxonomy places the organism in Eukaryota, Viridiplantae, Streptophyta, Magnoliopsida, Cornales, Cornaceae. Gene Ontology annotation, molecular function: ubiquitin binding; phosphatidylinositol binding. The record is from RefSeq and is a predicted model, not a curated record. The coding region runs from base 300 to 2330 and encodes 676 amino acids. The transcript has 9 exons. Gene Ontology annotation, biological process: protein transport to vacuole involved in ubiquitin-dependent protein catabolic process via the multivesicular body sorting pathway.